UUGUGUUUUUAUCAUAAUUUGACAAUUGCUUUAUUUAUCAUCAUCAUUAUCAUAAAAAACAAUGGAAAAUGAGACAAUGAUGAACACUGGCAAUCAAUCUGAGAAAGGCUUAAUUAUUGACAAUGAGGAUGAUGGCGAAAUAUCUGAGAAAAUGCCGUCAUCUGAUUCAAAUCAAUCAUCAAAACAAAUAGCAGAAAAAGAUGAGCCACCGAAUAAACGAACUAAACAGGAUCGAUGGAUAUAUUCUACAAUCGAUGAUGGUGGUAAUAAUGAUGGAUUUGAAACCCAACUGAAACCAGAUAAAAAAGACGAUGAUAAUCAAAGUCUUGAUGAAGGUGAAAUUGUCGACGAUGAUGAUGACGAAGUUUGUUUAAAAAAUCAAUCAAAUUCUACUUCAAAAUUACCAAUUGAUGAUGAUGACGAUGAUAAAUUCGAAGAAGGUGAAUGUAAUGAUCAACUAAUCAAAAAUAGCAACGAUAAUGAUAUUGGUAAACAAAAAGACCAAGCUGAUGAAAUUGCAUCAAAUUAUAGUGAUUGGAGUGAAAGUGAAGAUGAUCUACUUAAAGCUGAUAAUACACAACAGGAAUCGAAAAUCGAUACGAUUCAAAAAGUUGACAAAACGACUCUAUCGGUUAAAGGCAACAAUGAUCUUGAAGCAAUAAGCGAUGAUGAUAUCGAUACGAUUGCCGAUGAUAUUUCGAACAACAAUAAGACGGGUGCAAAUGUAGAAAAAUUAUUACAACAAAAAGAAAGCAAUGAAAUUGUGGAAAAAGAUUCAGAAGAAAUUAGCAUUCUGGAUAUAUUGAAAAUUGAUUGGAAAAGUUUGAUCGUUGAAAAUGAAACAAAUAUUGUCAAUAAUGAAACAACAAAUGAUGAUGACUUGAAUCCAGCUGAUAUCAAAUCGACUUUGAACAAAGAUGAAAAAGAAACGAAAAAACAACGUAGUGAAAAAUUUCGACAAAAAAAUUCAACAAUCGCCAUGCUGAAUCGUAUUGGAUUCAGUCAAAAAUUUGCUGGUCCAGAUGUGACCGCAAAAAUCAAUGAUUAUCUAGCACGUGAAUUAGGUGCUGAAACUUAUCGUCCAAUGUUACAUCCAGUACCUGCAUUACAUUCAUUUUAUCUAUCCAAACAACAACACAAUGAUCAUGAUAAAGAUCAUUCCAUCAUAAAAAUGUUACGCUGUAAUCCAUUGUUUGUCAUAAUUUUAUUUAUUAUUGUUGUUGUUAUUUCAUUGCCUACUGAAGCAACAUAUCAUUAUGGAAUCGGUAGCUCAUAUUAUUAUUCUGGUCCAAAAAUUCCAUUAUUUCCGGCAACAUAUUGUCCACCUAUUAUAGCCCCCACUAUACCGACUACUACUAAUUAUUAUCAGCUAAUACCGACUGUUUAUCGUCCUUAUGUUCCAGUAGUAUAUACAUCACCAUUACCAAUAUGGUAUUCAUCGUGGCCACAUUCAUCAUAUUUUUGGAAAAUUCGUUCACAAAAUGGAACAAAUACAACGGAUUAUAUUUAUAAAUCAAAAUGGUAUUCACCAUUUUGGAAAUAUCAGGGUUCCAUUCAACAUUUUCCAUUAUCCAAUGAAACCAAAAAUGCUGAUGAUGAUUCUUCUUCUUCUUCUUCUUCUUCUUCAGCAGUGGAAAAAGAAUCCGAACCGAUAAUGAUGAUGAAAGAAAAUGAAACCGAACAGCUGGAAAGAGAAUCAGAACCAAUGAAUGAAAAUAAAAUGGAAAUGAAAAAUGAAAUUGAAGAAGAAAAAAUCACAGAAAAAAAGAAAAACAACAAAAAAACAAAAAAACGUGAUGUUAUAGUUGAACCAACAACAACAACACGGUCAUCGAUUAAUAAACGAAAACGUUCAAAUUGAAUGAAAGAAAAAUUUCUGCAGUGAAAAAAAUUGCGCCGUUUAAAAUUGACAAAAAAAAUGACCA
This is a messenger RNA of Dermatophagoides farinae (American house dust mite), 1925 nucleotides long. RefSeq lists its product as uncharacterized. The record is from RefSeq and is a predicted model, not a curated record. Lineage: Eukaryota; Metazoa; Arthropoda; Arachnida; Sarcoptiformes; Pyroglyphidae.